This is a messenger RNA of Babesia microti strain RI, 4962 nucleotides long. RefSeq names its product DmX-like protein 1. The transcript has a single exon. Gene Ontology annotation, cellular component: RAVE complex. Lineage: Eukaryota; Apicomplexa; Aconoidasida; Piroplasmida; Babesiidae. Bases 1 to 4962 code for a protein of 1653 amino acids. The record is from RefSeq and is a predicted model, not a curated record. Gene Ontology annotation, biological process: vacuolar acidification.
AUGUAUUUGCGGAUUUUAGACAUACAAAAAGGCGUGCAGAAUCCCUUUGUUCUAGCCAAAUCCCCUGGUGAAUCGAAGGGCCUGAACCUCUACAUAGCGCCCCUGCCAAAAGACGCCAUAGAAAGGAUAAAGAAACAUGGGAAACCAAAAGUUUCAGCAAGGAAACGAUUAGAAGGCAAAAAUAUUAAUUCGAUUAAAUCCAUAGAUAGGAUAGAUACCGGAUUCCAUAUGCACAAUUAUAUAGUAAAGACCAAAAUGAAGUUUUAUAGAUCCAACCAUAACAGCAAAAAUUCCGCCAACAAGUUUAUCAUAUCGAAUAUUUCAUGCGAAGAAUCAGAACGCUGGGACCAAUUUGACGCCAAAGUGACAAAAUUUGGCAAGAAGGGGUUCCAGUGCAUAUCAUUCUCCCACAAAGUCAUUCGCGCCCACUGGAAACCAGAGGAGACAAAAAAUAAACCAAAUAGAGGGAAAUUUGAAAUUAGGAACUUUGGAAUACCUAAGCCACAGGGUUCUUUUGUUGUUCUAACGUCUGAUGGGGUUUUAAGGCUCUUCGUAAUACGCAACGGCAAGUCACUUUCGUCGCUCUCCAUUACCAUAAACCAACACAGCCCCAGGCGCCUGAGGUGGAUAUGGGUGGUAGAUGAAUGCAAAACCAAAAAAGAAGCCAUUAAAUACCCAAUAAACGACAAAUUUGAUUUCUCAGAUCUAAUAGUCUGGAGCACUCAAUACUACGGAGGUGGGAUUGUCGGAAUUUAUCGCAUACGCGGAAUAGACUCCGCAAACCUCCACGUAUGGGCCGACUGCAUUUUGACUGCUAACUCUGUCAACCUGAAAUUGUGCGGGAGGGGGAUCACCAAGGCCACGUACAGCUGGACUGGCAACAAGUACAUCGCCUGUCGCAUAGUGGAGAGCAGGGAACAAAUCCAGGACUGCAGCGCCAGCGGAGAGUGGGUCAUGCUGAUCCAAAAUGACGAUCUACGAAACCAGUACCAGGGACGGGCAUUCUCUAGGAUCCUUCCGCCCGUAGCCCUCACCCUCGCCGGAAGGCACAACCGAGUCAAGGUCAUAAUCACUCCAUACGCACUGCUCAAGGGCACAGGAACUGGCAUUGGGGUCAAUGCCAAAAUGAGCAGUUGCAGCCAAAUGAAAGAUAUAAAAUAUGGCGUAUACACUAUGUCUACAGUGACAGCGCGCGUGGACUCGGACUCCCUUGCCUCACUUUGUGGAAUAAGUGGCUAUAUAAAGUCGAUUUUACUUGAAAAUCACAUGGAUUACCGUAGCACGGUUGUUGUUUUAUACCCUAACUCGUUGCACGUCUGCCUUAUGGAAUGCCUUAACCCCUGCCAAACUCUCUACCUAAACGCCGUGAACCUGGCCCCCUGGUGUGCCCACGUAGCCGUUGAUAUAUCCGCAGUUACACUUGGGCAAUUUUCAUUGAUCGCCGUCCUUUCUGGAGAUACCGUGGCCCUUUUUUCCCUAAAGAGGGACCUUUCUCUUCACAAUUUGUGCGUUAUUGACGUGGGUACUGGGGAGGGCAAACGAAGCGUCUUCAAAUUGUGGUGCGUGGGCCCGGAAGCGGCAACGCUACAGGUUAACUCCUCACUGGUAUCGUUGUUCGUGGCGUCUGAGGGGUCAGCUGGCGCCGAAGGCGCAGGCCUAAAUAUAGUGCGCCACGAGUACACCUUUCCCCCGCUCAUGCCAGCGGCAUCGGCAUGCGGAUGCAACCAUUUCGCCAAUGCAAACCAUUUUGCAGCUGCACUUGUAAAGUUUGGCCAGUUUUCCCUUCUCAGAAGAUUUCUGCAGCUACAAAAUUCUAAUAGCCACAUCUUCUCCUUCGAUGUCCUGAGGAUGAUGGCCAGCGCCGGCGGUCCUUGUGGCCGCCCCGCCGUUGACGGGAUAGCCAAGUUCUUCACGGAAGUUCCCUGGGACGAUGCGGACUUUCGCGACGUGGACAUGAAUGCCUUCCUAGGCAAUGGUGUCCAAAACAAAAGGGCGUCAUUCGUUGGAUCCAGCUUCGCCUCGGCACAAUUUAAGCUUAUGGCUGCCGUCAUUGGUAACUCCGAUCAAGAUUGCUUCCCAUUCCUCUCCAACGCUAACGGAGAAACAACCUCUCUGGCCUAUUGGGCCCGAAUGUACGGCCGAGAUAUAGAACUUGUCGAGUACUUGGCCUCAGCGUUCACGGGCAGGGACGACGUGUUUACGCUCGUACACAGACUGCAAGUGGGACAGUGGGUCUCUAGCGCUCCUGCGCUCGCAAAACUCGCGGAUUGGGUCAUAAAGGAACUGGUUCGCAUUGUAAAGUCGCAGGUGGAUACCCAGAACGACGCCAUGGACCACCUGGGGCUCUGGUGCAUAGCAACCAAUAAAGUGCGCCUCUUCGCAUCGCUGACCAGACUCCAGAAGAAUGAAAAGCUGGCCAACUUUUUACUGAACGAUUUUUCAGACCCACAGUGGAGGGCAAAUGCGGAAAAAAAUGCAUUUGCCUCAAUCUCCAAGCAGCGUUAUCACAUUGCAGUCGGGUUCUUCAUCCUUGCGGAUAAGUGGGAGGAGGCCGUCUCACUGGUUGACCAGCGCAUCAACUGCCAAUCAUGGUCGCUUUUGCUUAAAAGGCUCCGUCCAGACGUCCCUUUUCACGCCCCCAACCCCGACUCUGACCCCAACGAGGCGUCCUCCUUUAACUUCAUCACCGAGGCGCAUGAUGUCUCCGUGCAAAAGUUACUCAACUUUGCCGCCACGUUUGGGCCGUAUGCCCUCUAUUUAGUGGCGACGCGGUUCGGUGUCGACUACUUCAAGCCGUUGCUGGUACAACUCCUCCUACCCGUUGAUUUGGUGCAGCUUGUCGAGUCAGCUGACUGGCCCACGGCCGAGGCGAUCUUGGAUUGCCUGCCAGAGUGCGCCCAUCUGAACCUGCCAACGGUCCCCCUUGCCACGGUCGGGCUAGCCCACGGGCUGUGGCACAGCUCUCCCAAGCGCUUGGUGCACGCGCUGAAGACCGCCGCUGUCGCGCUCUACAUUUGCCACGGCGCCAAGAGUGCCACAGGACAGGGGAUGGACAUUGCUCUCCUCUGCCUGGUGGCGGCCUUGGCCGUUAUCUCAAACGGAAAUCUGUCCAAUAUGAAAAGUUCGCAGCGGCUCAUCUCACUGGCCGAGCGGGCGCUCGUAGGUUCCGCGGACAUUUGUGAAUCAAUCCAUCUUUUGUGGGACAUAACAGAAUCUCCAAACUGCUCCAGUUCAGCGCAUUUUCUGGGCGUAUUCGAAUUCGAUCGCUCAAUAGACUCGCUCUUCAACCUGAGGGUACUCUUCCAUGCAAUUGUGCAGGUAUUCAACCUGCUACAGGUUCUGCGGCGCCUAAACGAAAUUGACCAUCGCACUUGCGCUCCUAUUUACUCACUAAAUGUGGAAUCCUGCGACGGAGAAGACAAAAUCGAUGCGGAAGAUGUGGUGCUUGACCUAGACCACCACUUUUGCCUUGAUUCGUAUCUAUCACACAUUGACUUGGCGGAAAUAGAGAGAAUUCACUCGCCCAUUGACCUUUAUACCGAUGCCGAUGAAAGCUAUUCGGCGCUGGUUAGUGUGACCAACAGAACCUGCAACGUUUGGUUGCGCACUUGUACUAGGGACUACUUCUGCCUAGAUAUGUUGCAGCGGCUCCAAUGGGAGCUCUGUGUCUUCGCGGAUGAUUUCUCAUCAAAGCUCGUCCCCUGUGAUCCCGCGCCGUCCCCUCCCGCCGACGAUUCACUCCUCACGGUUCCCGCCGGUAAGCUGCUGGGCCUUACCAAUCAGGCACAGUUUAACGAACUAAUCUCAUUUAUAGAUGGCCCGAUGGCCGGACUGCUCUUUAGGGACUGGUCCUAUAGAUCUGAGUCUGCGGUGCCUAUGCCCUCUGAGGAAUCGUCUAAUUCUAUGUCGGCCGACCGCUGCACCAGCGGAUGUCUCUUCACCAUCUGCUCUCUGCUCAAAAAACUCAAGGGCAAAAAUAUUUCGUCCUUUAAAGGCCCCUCCGGCGUCUACUCCGCCGGAGUGCUGAGCGGCGGGAUGGCGGUCCUAGUAACCUCUAUCUCGGACCCGGAUCACCUCAGCCCAGGGGUUUAUAAGGUAGAUAUCUCACUCGCAGACUGCUUUGCCAUCCUUCAUACGCUCAAAAACUGUCAUAUCAAUGUCUCACUUUCUCGUAAUCAUGCCAGGCUAGCCAUAAUCGACUCCUUCGGAUGGAUCAACGUCUACAAAAUACCGCAGCCCCGCAACGGCCUGCUCAACUCCAAGGCGCGCGAAAAAAAUCUUACACUAUCGGGCAUCCACUGCUUCACCUUCAGGAGCGGCGAUCACGGCAAGGCCUUGACUUGGGUCUUUCGCGGGGACAACCAGGGCCCGUUGUUGGCCACCAUCACGGGCUGCCCGUCAGACAGGUCCAGAGCGGCUCUAGAUAUGGACACUGUCGGAGACUGGGUGUGUAUGGGCAAAAAUAAGUAUCCGAACGGACAGCAGCUCAGCUUCUGGCUUCUCUAUGCAGGAAGGGAAGAACCCAGUCUAGGGCUGUCCGCGGGCGUGGACUCGGACGUGGCCUUCACUUGCGUAGCCGCAACCAUAGUUGGAGAAGUCACACGGCUCUUCGUAGGGGACGAUGGUGGAUGCGUUAGGGUGUUGGACGUCUCCAAAAACAUGGUUAGGGUCUCGGGUGUAGUCAACUGCCUUGGAGAGGCAAUCGUGGAGGUCAUCUGCUGCGAGGAAUAUUUGCUCGUCAUAGGUGCGAAAGCUACUGCGAUAACGCUCCCACUAGACCUCGGUCCUGGAAUCAGCAGGGCGUGGAAGAUAGUCAGCUUGCUUGACAACUUGGAGAUGACAUGCGUUAGGGCUGCUAAGCUGGCCUCCAGUCGGCUCUUGGUGAUAUUCGGGAUGACCUGUCCGGACAGAUUGUUGAUCCACCACGCACACCUCCCACAUGACUGGACCACGCACGACUGA